This is a messenger RNA of Phaeodactylum tricornutum CCAP 1055/1, 3273 nucleotides long. RefSeq lists its product with no specific name. Bases 1 to 3273 code for a protein of 1090 amino acids. The record is from RefSeq and is a predicted model, not a curated record. Gene Ontology annotation, biological process: GDP-L-fucose salvage. NCBI's taxonomy places the organism in Eukaryota, Bacillariophyta, Bacillariophyceae, Surirellales, Neidiaceae. The transcript is spliced from 3 exons. Gene Ontology annotation, molecular function: fucokinase activity; ATP binding.
AUGACGGCAGAGGCCACAUUUUUUCCGUUCGAUCGAGUCGUCUUAACCUUUCCAGACCAGCGUGCGGCAGACGCUGCUGCAAGUAGUACACUACCACAAUUCGUUCGCGAGUCAUACCGGAAUGUCACGCUAGUCACCGCCUGCGAUCCACUCGGAACGAGGGUUGGCAGUGGUGGAGGGACCUUGAAUGCCCUGGACGUUGUCUUCUCCGCGUCUCGGGAUUCCGAUGCGCAUACCAACCUCGUCGAUGAUGAAGCGUGCUCCAUUUUAGUCAUUCAUGCUGGUGGCGAGUCUAGUCGCUGUCCGACUCAGAUGAUUCUGGGUAAAGCGUGGACGUCGCUACCGACGAUGAGUUCCGUGGGCAGCCCAGGUGUCGCGACGUGCCGCUUGCAGACCCCCGUUCACGUUUGGUUACGGAUCUGUGAACGUUUAUUUCGGGGAAUUCCCAACGGGUCAAUUGUCGUACUCGCCGCCGAUACCCUGCUACGGCUUCCCGACUCGAAAUUUGCGAUUGACUGGGAGGCCCAUGCGGAUACCGUUUUUGGGUUGGCGGUGCCGGCACCAUUGGCUACCGCCAGCAAUCACGGAGUCUUUGUCUUGCCACCAAUGCGAACAAAUGCCGUCCCUGGCGCCUCCGACCAAUCUUCGGAACCCGUGAUCCAGGUGGAACCCUGCCACGAUGUCUUGCAAAAACCUUCGCAAUCAACUUUGCAAGCUCAUUGUCAAUUUAAACAAAAUGGCCAAGCCUGUGCUUGGAUCGACACCGGUGUAAUUGUCUUUCUACCGACGACCGCUACGAUACUGCGUCGAUUGGCCUUUGACGAUGAAUUGCUAUCCCGAUGCACCGCGAGUACCCUGCAAUCCAUGCAGAACCGGCAUUUGGCUGACGGUGAUUCGCCAGAAUCGGCCCUUAUCAAGGCACAAGACGCAUCCUUCAGAUUUGACCUGUACACAGAUUUGCUACAGGCCUUGCCCAUGGUGGCGUCCAUGGACGAUCGUUUAGAUAACGGCAAAGUUACGCAAGGACCGUCGUACGCCGUACUCAGAGAAUCUUUUCGCUCAUGCCGACUUUCGGUAAUGACAAUACCCUCCGGCCGGUUCCUGCAUUUGGGAACCACGCGGGAAUUACUGGAUUUUUACACUCAUGGUUGCCACUCGAAUACGGAACCAUUGACUGCCAGUAUGUCGCCUCCGCAGGCAUUGUGUCGUGAGUUCGGCACAUCUUUGGCUUUGACCAGACGGCUGGAAGCAUUCACUUUGGUUGGACCCUACGGGCAGAUCGAUCCUUCCGCAAUCAUCAUGCACAGCUCUAUCCAAGACAGCUUGUCGAUGGAAUCGGUGGGGAGCCUUCCAAUGGUGAUACCCGACAAUACCAUUGUGCAGCAAGUCCGCCGUGUCCCUCAAGACGAAGCGGAUACCUGUGCCUGUACUCUGGUGGUCCUAGGAGUAGAUGACAAAAUUAAAAGCCUAGACGGACUGUACGGGCGACCCCUGCAAGACUUCAUGUCCUGGGCAGGUCUUUCGGAAAGUGAUUUGUGGGAUGAAGAAGCUGACCACAAAAUGGUUUGGAACGCCCGGCUUCAUCCUAGUAUAAAACCAGGCGACUCCUACGCAGAUCUAUUUUCUUGGCUACAGUUGUUCCUGGACGAAGAGCCAUUUUCCGAAUCUGCCAUGCGUCUUUGGAAGCAGCAACACCGUUAUUCGCUAGCUGAGAUACGCAACAAGGCCGAUGCCAAAGGAGAAUUUGAAUUUCGACGAGCACUCGUUGAGGAGACAAUACCUCAACAGCGAGCUUGUUUCUUAGAUCAAGUCCAGCAAACGCUUCAUGGCAGAAAACAUGAUUGUCUGGACUUUCAAUUUGCUGUGGAUUCUUUCCAAAUCGCUCGCAACUCAUACGAGCUCGAAGUCGUUUUCCAAGGUCUCGACACUGUACUGCGCGACUCUUUGCGGGAGAGGCACUUUGAUAUUGUCGCCCGUACCGCAAAUACUUUUUCGACCUUGCUCUCGAACCUGAUCAUCAGUAACGACACGCCCGUUGACAAUGAAUUACUGGGGCUACUGCUAGACUUCGAGGUGCACGUGGCGCGAGAGGACAACGUCAAGGCGACUCAAAUCGUCGAUGAGCUCUUGAAAAAGCGUGAUGAUAUAUUGAAACAUAAUAGCGUUUGUGGCGGUUAUACGAUGGUAAUGGAUCGUAUUGCCCAAAUCAUGACCCAGGCGUGCGUCUGUCACAGGAGAUAUUUGGAGAACGUACUUUUGCAGCCCCGACAACCUCCCAUUUUUGACCGAUGGGCUACGGCGACGGCUCCGGCUCGAGUGGAUCUGGCCGGAGGUUGGAGCGACACACCACCUAUUUGCGUCGAAAAUGGAGGUUCCGUCACGGGCAUUGCCGUAGUCGUCAACGGGCAAUUGCCUCUUUCGUGUCAGGCCCGUGUUGUUCGUGGGGGACAAGGGAUAUUGCUAAUGGCGGAGAGUCGCGAUACAAGCAAUGUGCUACUCUCAACUGUUCAAUGUGAAGCCCAAACAAUUGCUGAUCUUCAAAGCUACCAGGACCCGACGUCCGACUGUGCGCUUCUCAAGUGUCAUGUUGUCGGUAUCCGUUUCGAAACAACUACACUCGUUGAUGCCGUGCUUGUUUUGGAGCAGCGUCUGACUACCGGUGGCGGCUUUCAAGACCAGGUAAACGGCCUCUUUGGUGGCGCCAAGCAAGUGACAUGCCCACCUGCAAUUCCGCUCGCUCUUUCCGUUCAGCCUAUCCCGCUGUCGGACGCCAUGCGCGUAAAGUUGAAUCAACGUCUGAUUCUCGUCUUUACCGGAAAAACUCGACUGGCCAAGAACAUUUUACAAACGGUCUUGCGACGAUGGGCUCUGCGAACCCCAGAAAUUUACAGCAAUUCCCAAGCGUUGGUUGAGACGUCCAACCAGGCCCGUGAGGCCUUGCAGUCGGAAGACGAAGUCGCACUUGGUCGUUGCCUUUCUGAAUACUGGGAGCAAAAGAAAAUCAUGGCUGGUCCGGAUAGCGGUGUGGAGCCUUUGGUUGUGGACGAGAUAUUGCGUAUCUUACGAUCCAAACACGCGAUCGAUGGCGGGUCCUUGUGUGGUGCGGGAGGAGGAGGAUUUUUGAUUCUUCUAGCUGCGCAUGGUUGGGACAAGCACGGUUUGGAAGCACUUUUACAGGAUGCGGACCAGCCCGGCGUGACAUUCAAUGAUCUGCAAUGGUAUGAUUGCCAUAUUUGCGAGAACGGCAUUCAAACAACAGUAUCCGAUUCGUAG